Molecule: messenger RNA, 2007 nt
Organism: Colletotrichum karsti
Lineage: Eukaryota; Fungi; Ascomycota; Sordariomycetes; Glomerellales; Glomerellaceae
Product: zn 2cys6 transcription factor
Exons: 4
Coding region: 1-2007 (668 amino acids)
Biological process (GO): regulation of DNA-templated transcription
Cellular component (GO): nucleus
Molecular function (GO): DNA-binding transcription factor activity, RNA polymerase II-specific; zinc ion binding; transcription cis-regulatory region binding
Source: RefSeq, a predicted model, not a curated record
AUGGAGCCCAACGCCGAACACGAUGGCGCAAACAACACCGCGACCCCACGACAGCGGGUCACCAACGCCUGCGAAGCCUGUAGAGCUGCCAAGGUCAAAUGCCAGCCUAGUGUCCAGACUGGUAUAUGUCGAAGAAAUCAAGACGUGCCGAGACCACCGCCUCCACCAGGCCCAUCCAAGACCUUCAGCAUCGACUUCGAGAUGCCCCAGCUAGAUGACGUUGACGAUGUCGGGAGCCUAGCCACGCGUCAUGAGCGUUAUCUCGAUGAAUUCAUGCCGCCAGAUUCGGACUUGGACUCCAUCGACAUGAUGUUUGGCCUCACUGAAUCCGGUAGCGGCGGCUCACACUCCACGAUAUCAUCACCACCAUCAUCUGGUCCCGCCGUGUCUGUGUCGAGUUUUGGCCUGAAGCCUCAAUUCAACCUCGACUCUGCCGAGAAGUUGCUGCAGACGUUUAGGGUCAUGUUAAAGAACUACCCGUGCGUCUCACUGCCGCCGGAUGCCACCGUCACGUCCUUAUCAAAGACGAAACCGUUUCUCCUUCUCGCCAUUCUCGCCACAGCUUCCGGUUCCACCGCGUUACAAGGCCACACGUUAUACGACGAAGAAUUUCGAAAGAUACUGGGCCUCAAGUUCGUCGCUGGCUGCGAGCGGACUAUGGAGCUUCUUCAAGGCUUGCUCAUCUACACCGCCUGGUACCCAUUCCACCUCCGGCCCAAGAGCAAACAAGCUUUCCAAUACGUCCGCAUGGCUGCCGAGAUCCUCCAAGACCUAGACCUCGCCGACGCGCCCCCGGGCCUCACCGCCGCCUCAGAUCCCACGCCAGAGCAAAUAGACGGGAUGCGCGCUUACCUCUCCUGCUACUACCUCAUCUCAGCGCACGUCUUGCCUUUCCUACAGUAUUUCCGCAAGUGCUCUCUGACCGAUGCUAGGUUUGCAACUGGCUGGGCAAAGACGGCGACUCUUCAAUUCACCUCGUGGACCGCCACCUGCUGCGACCUUCUCGAGCGGUGCUCCGUCCUCGAGGGCGACCACAUGCUGGCAUGGCUCGCCCGUAUGCAACACAUCUCAGAGGAGGCGACCACCUUGGCGAAGAUCAAGCCGGCCUCGGAGCAGGUCAAGCAGCAGGUGCAUUUCAUGAACCUGGGUCUCGAGAGUCAGUUCAGGGAGUGGCGGGGGCGGAUGCCCAGCAGUCUCAACGACCUACAAACCAUAACCGCCGCAAACCUCUUCACUGAAAUCUACCUCCUCGCCGCCCCCGUCUUCCAGCUCCGCUCGACGUCAAAGAUAGGGGACAGCGACCUUGGCCCGCCCAUCCCCGCAAGCCGCCUCCAGCGCUGUCUCACCCUCCUCCGGACCUUCUUCGACUUCAUCCUCUCCCUCGACAAGCCCGCCUUCGUCUCUUUCGCCUCCAUAGACUGGGGCCGCUUCAUCCAGGCCGUCAUCGCCGCCAUCCGCGUCUCCUUCCCGCUCCCCAUCUGCCCGGAGUGGGACCACGCCCGCGCCCGCGAGCAGCUGCAGUUCGGCUCCUACCUGUCGCGGCUGUCGGCGGACCACGAGGAGCUGACGCCCGCGACGAAGCAGAUGGACGUCCUGGGCGCGAGCAAGGUCAUCUUCGCCGUCAUCAAGCGAAAGUACGAGGCCCGCAUCGCCAACAUCGAGACCCCCGUGAACAAGCUGCCGAGGACGAUACGCGGGUGCCCGAUGUUCGACGGCAGUCUGGACCAGUACUUUCCGGUCUGGGACCAGAGCUUGAAUCCGAGUGGUCCCCACGGCCUGGCCGCCUCGCAGAUGCCGAGCGGCGCGGUGACGAUGGUGAACGGGCAGCCUGUGUACCACGACCUGUGGGCUACGAUGGAGAUGGGCUGGCCAGACGGGGCCGUCGGGGAUCCCGCGCAGGCGCAGGAUGGGUUUGGGCUUGGUGCGGGGAGUGACGGCUCGUUGCAGCUGGAUCCGUCGUUUGAGGCGGCGAUGAGUAUGGGGCCUUCUCCCAACGGGAGCGGGUGA